GUCACAUCCUUUGCUCUGCAUCCAUUUCCUUCAUGGAGACCUUCGUAUUGCUUGCUGCCUUCCCGCUGAUCCUUCCCGACCUCAGAUCUGCAUUUUCUUCAUUGGUAGAUACGCGUCAAGUGUUCUCCGUGAUGAUGAUGCAGAAGCAGCUGCUGUCCCUUAUCUGGUUUGUGGUAGUAAGCUUCGCCGUUGCUGGUGCACGGGGCUCAUCUGAGGCGCCCUUUGACAAUGAUGCUCAUCGCGGCCUCCAGCAGCAAUUCCGGACCUGCCAGGCCCGAUCCAGCAUCUGCGUGAACAACGCUGUCUGCUGCUCGAGAAAGUAAGAAUGAGUGAAUCGCGUCAAGCCACUCACGUGUCACUCUGCACUGUUCGCACUGUCCUGUGUGUGUGGGUGUCCACUGCAGUUGUGUUGCGGGCCGUUGCUGGGAGAAGGGCGUCUAUCAGGAUGACGGUGGCGAGUGCCGCUACAACAACGACUGCCAGAGCAACCGGUGCGUCGGACGAGAGGGCACCACAUUCGGCACAUGUAAGUCGCCUACGAAAGAACCAUGGAUGUGCGACUCGGCUCGUGUGAGCCAUUUCUCCAUCUCUGAAUGCUUGCCUGUCUGUGUGUCUGUCUGUGUGUCAGGCCGCCCUGCCGGCACCAGCACUCAGCCAGGGGACACAGAUGACGUCAAGGAAGAUGAUGAGAAUGGCGAGCCUGAUGUGCCGCUGAGCCGUCGGGCCUUUCGAAAUCAGUUCGAUGAGUCGAGUGACUUCAUCUUUGACUUCAACACCGCGCGAGCUGAGGCCGACACAAACGGACAGGGCGGAGCUGUGACAGGAGGUACGUACGCGACGGAUGGCUGCACUGCACGAGGGAUGUAUCUCGCUGACAAGACAAUAUAUGUUGUCACUGCCUUGUCUGCUUCCCUUGGUCUUGUCUGUUUGUGCAGCCAGCGUCAGUCAAUGGCCGGCCCUGAGCGGUCAUGGGCUCAGCCACACGCUGGUUGACCUCGCCCCCUGCUCCAUCAACACGCCACAUGUCCACCCCCGAGCCACAGAGAUCAUCUACAUCAUCAAAGGACGGUAAGCAACAUGCACAGAGGACCAACUGAACCCACCAUGUACUUGUCUUUUUUGUCUGUCACCAUGUGUGCAUGCUGUGCUGUCAGGGUGAGCGUUGGCUUUGCCGAGGAGAACGGCGGCCGCAUCGUCACGAAUGACGUCAAGGAGGGCGACACUGCCUUCUUCCCCCACACACUUAUCCACUGGCAGUUCAAUCCCACAUGCGAACCAGCCCAGUUCAUCGCCACGCUCAACAGCGAUGACGGCGGAGUGCAGACCAUCGCACAAGCCUUCUUUGGCCUCCCUGACGACGUGCUGGCCACUGCCCUGGGAGUGGACGAGUAUGAGGUUGCGGUGCUGCGCGAGGAGCUGCCGGCCGGCCCUGCCCUGGGGCUGCAGAGAGAAGAGUGCAGACGGAAAUGUGGCCUGUGAGCAGGCAGGGUCGUGUGUGUCGGUCUUCUGCACACUCGAUCUACGAUCUGAGAGGUCUGACUGACUGAGGCGUGUGAGAUGCGUGAGGUGUUGGGAGUAAGCCCACAGCUGGUGUAUCGUAUCGGCAUGUGGGCUGGCUUGCUAGACCACACGCAUGGACCAUACCUACCUCAAUCGACCGCUGCGUGCGUGCGAGUGUGUCUGCCUGCCUGACUUGCCUUGCCGUGUUCCUUCCUUGCAUGCAUGGCCAUGCGGUCGGUGUACUUAGACUGAUUUGUAUAGCUUGCAGGUGGUGUUUGGAUGAAUAGCUAUGAGUGCGUGUUGAUAGAUACCUUAAGGGCUGGACUGGCCACUGGCGCGCCCACCGAGUGCUCGAAGGGGCCUCUUGAUGGUGACUUACUUGUUGACUGUCGCUCUUGUGUGUGUGAAGGGUGUGUGGGCUGUGUUGGAGACGACUUACCGAACGAAGGAGGCGGUGGUGCGGUUAAUGAGUCGUCAUCGAGCAAGGUGGAUGAGGUGGUGCGGGCGUUGGGGGUGACUGACGUUUU
Molecule: messenger RNA, 2027 nt
Organism: Vitrella brassicaformis
Lineage: Eukaryota; Vitrellaceae
Source: the annotation of a GenBank genome assembly